GCCGCUUCUACCAUACUCACCAUGUCUUCUUCGAUUACCCAGCUGGUUCUGAAUUUUUGUCUUUUCGUUGUUAUUCAUUAAUUUAUUGUUUUCCCACUAAUGAGACAUGUUUUAGCUGACAUCAAUAGCGACACUAUCACUGUCUAUGAAGUCUCGAAAAUCACAGACGUAUACAACAAUCUGGUGACUUAUGCUGGAGAACUCUUUACACAAUACGAUAUAGCAGCGCCGACAUUUACACCGUUGACCACGGUCGAGACAACAGAGGAUAUCCAAUGCGAGAAAUUCUUGCUGGUUCUGGGAUAUCAAGCGCGUUUUAAAUAUCCCUGCUCUUGCACCUGGUGUGCAGAGGAUGUGGAGGAAUCUUUCAAAGCAGUCAUGUUUGACGUUGAUAAGCCUUUGAAGCUGAGCAAACACUGCGAGACAGCAGGGAGACUAACAAUUCGAGAUAUGCUGCCAAAGGUUGAGCAUUUGUUGUCUGGGAAGGCUUGUAAGCAUGUCAAGAGAUUGACACUGUUGCAAGAUGCUUUGGGAAGUGUUGAUUUUGGGAAGAACGGUUGAAUGUUGGAUGUUGAUAGGGUUGAGGAGGUGGAGGAGGUGGAGGAGGUGGAGGAGGUGGGUGAAGUGUAGGAGG
This is a messenger RNA of Aureobasidium subglaciale EXF-2481, 634 nucleotides long. RefSeq lists its product as uncharacterized. NCBI's taxonomy places the organism in Eukaryota, Fungi, Ascomycota, Dothideomycetes, Dothideales, Saccotheciaceae. The transcript has a single exon. The record is from RefSeq and is a predicted model, not a curated record. Bases 100 to 561 code for a protein of 153 amino acids.